Messenger RNA from Oikopleura dioica, 1377 nucleotides. NCBI's taxonomy places the organism in Eukaryota, Metazoa, Chordata, Appendicularia, Copelata, Oikopleuridae. The record is from the annotation of a GenBank genome assembly.
AUGAUUUCCAUGAAUGGAGCUGAAGCGGGAGGAGCGUUUUUGUAUUUCAUCGCGAUCACGCCUUAUGUGGUUUUGUUGAUCUUUUUGGGGAUCGGGUUAAGCACUGCUGGCGGACCAGAAGGAAUCGCGGAGUUGUUUCAAGCCGACUGGGAAGCGCUCAAGGAUGCGAGAGUGUGGAUCGAUGCAUCGAGUCAAAUCUUUUUCUCCUUGUCCGUCUGUUUUGGUGGAAUCGUCGCGUUUUCAAGCUACAACCCAAUCAAACAGAAUCUCCUUCGUGAUGCUACGAUCGUCGCUUCUGUCAACAGUGGAACUUCGUUGUUUGCAAGUUGUGUCAUUUUCUCGCUUCUUGGAAAUCGAGCUUGGACAGCAUUUGAAAACUGCAAGAGUACAACGAUCGACAACUCUCUCAAUUUCUUCGACGAAGCCGAGGACUUUUACGGCGAUAAAACUUAUGAUGAAAUCUAUGACUUUGUCCUUAACAAGUGUGAGAGCGAAAACUGCGAUCCUGUUGAUGUUUUCCAGCGGCAAUCAAAAUGCGAUUUUUCAAAGAUUCUUCAAGAAGAUACUCCUUCUGGAACCGGUCUCAUCUUCAUCGCCGUCGCUGAAGCUGUCGUUGACCUUCCCGGCUCGUUCAUUCUUUCGAUGAUUUUCUUCUUUAUGGUUAUUUUACUCGGCCUCGGAUCCAUGGUCGGAACAUUUGAGGGCGUCAUAACUCCAGUUUACGACGGUCUUCAAGCCAGUAGUAAAUGGCGAAAAAUUCCGAAACAAGCGCUGGUGCUGGUAAUGUCAUGUUUUGCAUUUGCCAUUGGGUUGAUUUUCGCGACGAAUGCUGGUAACUACUGGUUGGAUAUUUUCAAUGAUUAUUCGGCUUCGAUCAAUUUGCUGAUUAUUGGCGUUUUGCAAUUUGUAGUCGUUGCAUGGAUUUAUGGCGCUGAGAAAUGGCUCUCUGAAAUUGACUGGAUGAUUUACGGAGAAGAUGGAGAACAACCUGGACUUGUUGUCAGAAUUUGCAGACUCUUUUUGAAAACAUGCUGGACUGUCCUCUCUCCUGGAUUGAUUCUUUUCGUUUUGAUCUUCUUCAUGGUUGAUAUUUUCCAAAACCCGCCGGCCUACAAAGUUUGGGACAAGACAACAGGGGACUGGAAGCUCGAAAAUGCAACGAACCCAGACAGUGAUUAUUUGAAGCAAGAGUACAGCGCUGCCGGAUCAGCAGUUAUCGCCAUUCUUCAUAUUCUUUGCUUGAUUUGGAUUCCUGUCAUGCUAAUCAAGGCAUUGUUCAAAGAUGGAAAAUUCUCGUUCAAAAACUGGAGGACCGAAGAAGCGAUCAUCUACCGAGGAGAGCAGAAAAUCGCGAAAAGAAUGUUCAGAAAUUCAUAA